GAGCACGAGAGCAGGAGGGGGAUUUCCAGCUCGAGCCCCCACUUCCCGAAGCAGCCGUUGUUUUGCUUUCGGUCUGGACACAGAAACAGAAAUAAACGACGGCCACACUUUCCCUUUUCCACUUAAAACCCACAAAUAAAUUAACGUCCAACUCCAGCUGCGCGUAUUAUUGUGACAGCAGGACCGCGAAGCUACAGGCCGUCCAAACCGAACAGGUAACAUUUUAUUUCCGCAUAUUAACGCCUUUGACUUACGCUCACACACAGGCUUCCCACAGGACGACAUGACGGAUCCCGAGCUUGCUGUGACACCAUGCCAGUAGAGAGAAUGAGGAUGCGACCGUGGCUGGAGGAACAGAUCAACUCCUGUCAGAUACCGGGGCUCAAAUGGGUAAACAAAGAAAAGAGAAUCUUCCAGAUCCCAUGGAUGCAUGCUGCGCGUCACGGCUGGGACCUGGAGAAGGACGCUCCGCUCUUCAUGAGAUGGGCCAUACAUACUGGUAAAUACCAGCCAGGCAUAGACCGUCCAGAUCCCAAGACGUGGAAGGCUAAUUUCCGCUGUGCCAUGAACAGCCUGCCAGACAUCGAGGAGGUGAAGGAUAAAAGCAUCAAAAAGGGAACUAAUGCCUUCAGAGUCUAUAAGAUGCUCUCCUCCUCAGAGAGAAGCAUGAAGAAAGGAAAGAAGAAGACAGAUAAGGAGGGGAGGCCCAAGGGAAACAAAGAGGUAGCCUCUCCAUCUCCAGACAGGACUCUUCCUGAUGCUCAUGUUGGACCUAUUGACUUUACCAAACAGGAAGCGGUUAAGCAGGAAACUGUAGAGCUUAAAGUGACUGACAGUGCAUCAGCCAUUCACAGUUCAGUAGAAGACUACGUGAUCACCAACGAGCAGCUGCCGUUCGUCUGUCAGACAAUUGAAGUGACCACAGAGAACGAAGAGCAGACUGUUAGCUCCUCCCACUCCUAUCCGCUCCAGAUCUCUCCUGUGUCUUCAUGCUGCGGCAGCGACACAGACAGUGACACAGAGGACACUAAAGAGGGUGUCGGUGCUGUCUGGAGGCGGGACUAUAACACAUCAGUUCUCAGGGUUCCCACAUGUUCUCUUCCUGGCAUGGCCACCUUUGUCAGUGCGAGCAAGCCCAACUUCAGGGUCACCAGCACGCGAGACCCGGCCCCCCUCAUCAGCUACCACACCGACGGCUGGACGCCAGCCUACAGCCAGAACUCUCCUUUGUCUGCGGCGAGCAGCCACACCCAUGAGAUGCGCGCAAGUGUCAUCAUGAAAACCUCUGAUGUCACUUCCUCCUGACCUCUGAACCCCCAGAUGAGGGAUUAUCAUCACUGCUUCCAGGGCAUCAGAACAAUGGAGAGUUUUCUCCAUCAGGGCAGCGUGGAGUCUAAAGAGGGCGAGCUUCAAAAUCUUUGAUUCUAUUGUAGCUUCUGUCUGGGCCAUGAAUUCUCUCAGUUUUACUUUUUAAUUGGAGAAAAUGCUGACUUGCCCACUAAUUGGCGAGCCCAAUGUAUUAUUUCUGCAUCUGCAUGGAUGCGAGGUUCUGUGUGAUGUAAAGUUCAUCAUCUGCCCAUGUCUGCAAGGGUUAGCGGACCAUCCGUGUGCAGCUCAAGAUGUAUAACCACGGAGACCACACACACGACAGAAUAAAUAGGACAUUGUGUGCCUGUCCAUGUCCACAUCCGUUUUCGGACUACAUCUGGCCUCUUAGACGACAGAAUCAUCCGUGUGUCACUGGUAGUUAAUAUUCUAUGCUUCUUUGCGCUAACAUUUUAGCCUAUAUGAAUGAAAUUCACCAGUUUUAUCAUAUGAAAGAAAAAAAAAAUUUAUUGCACAACCUCCAGCACAUAUGUGAUUUUAUUUUAUUUUUUUAAUGAAUUAUCUUUUAGUCGGUAUUGCCUAGCUGUACGUUUGAAACUGUGUCUUCAUACUAUCAAGUGUGUUGUAAUUUUAAGUUGUAUAGAGUCUCCAGCCACUUAUUAUGUGAAACAGUCCCUUAAUAGUUGAUCACAGGAAGUUCCUUUUGCAUUUCAUAUACAUUGUUUGAAUCUCCUUCAUAAAAUUGCGAGAUCGCCCUGUGCCAUUUAAAGAUUACUCACUAUGAAGCAUUAGAACCUGUGACCUGCUGUCUCAAAACAGUGCAAGCUCUGGUGUCAGCAGGAAACAUUGCACUAAAUGCUUUACUUGGACACACGGAUGGAACAAAGAUUCUGUCUUACCAGAAGCAAUCUGCGUUCAUAACAAAGCGAUGCACACGACAAUGUAUGGGAAACUCCGUCUCUGUUGGCAAACCAGCUUUACCGGCAGCAAGUUGCAAAUAGAAUCAAAAGCAUGUUGUUCUGUCAAGAUAAAGAAUGAUAAUAUCCUCAUCGAGCCCUGAUUUGCCCUGCAGUGGAAAGCAGGCGUGUGUCUGUCUGUCUGUCUGGAGACCUCAGGACAACGAACCCACCAACACACGGACAGACAGACAGAAUGACAGACUCGCUGAUAGACAGACUGUGAAAAAUGUAUUCAUGUUUUUUCCUCUCUUCAGCCUCUUGGUGUUAAUAAUGUACAUAGCUCUUAUGUAUGUAUGCCUGCAAGCAGCUUCAGCACCUUACAGACAGCACUGGUGUUUGUGUGUGUGUGUGUGUGUGUGUGUGAGUGUGUGUGUGUGAGAAAGAGAGAGGAAAAAAGCCUUAUUGAAGACAUGUGCCUUUGAUAGAGUGCGGCUGGCUCUGUGCUUUAGUCUGCUAGGAUCACAUGUAGGUAGCUUUCAGACAUUUUAUUCGGGCCCAACAUGGAUUGAGCGCAGGCGGCGUGUGGCCAUAUUUCUAUGCACUCACAGUCUUUGAGUAACGCGUUAUCCUCAUAUGUCAGAAUAUUUCUCUUUAAGCUCAUUGGGCUAGAGAAUCGAGUCUCCGAGGUUAAUCUUAACACUUCAUAGAAGUGUGCAGUUAAUUCUGCAAAUUCAAAGUGAAUAUCUUGCCAUCCCAGAAGACUGCGUCUCCAGCAGAGGUGGAGCUCUGUUGUUUUUUGUUUUUUUUAAGUCACACUUGUUUUUACAGUUUCUUCUCAGCUCAUAACAUCCUAUUUCCCUGUUGAUUUUAGUGCACAGAUGUCGCAGUCCAUGUCUUCCCUAGCUUAGAGUACAAUAGCCACUAGCCUUAAUCCUCGUGUUAAAGAUGAAAUCCUUAUUUUGACACACCUUAAAGUGCAAAUGCAUGCACAGAAUGAUGCACUAUGGCUGUAAAUGGAAGACAUUUCUUGUAUUAAUGUCUGUUUUACGUGCCAUUAUUGGAGCGAGCUCAAUGGUUUCAAUAUUAUUUAGUAAGAAAUGUAAUUUCCAGCUAGCAGGCUAAAGCACAGUCCUCAUUCCCAGCCUGCCUUUUAGCAGAGCUCCAGUGGGAACAGCUCUAAAAGUUCCUGUAGGAAAACAAUAGGACGAAUAGGAAUCUGCCGUGAUUUUUGAACUAAACCACUAGAGAUUUACACUGGACGCACAUUACUAUCAUGGUGAACUUAUUUAAGAUUCUCAUUGAAUCAAACAGGCUUGGCCUUACUUCAUAGCAGACGCGGAAUAUGCUUUGCUUUACCAAAUGUUUCUUCCAUGUGCCUUUUUAUUGUUUGAGACUUGCAUCACAUACUGAAAGGUUGCUUCUAUUUCUGCAUGGUUACACUUCAUGAUAGUUCUCGAGGGUAAGGCUGCUCAACAGGCUGCAAUACACGGCCAAUAUUUAAAGCAAUGUGUGCAUUUUGUCAACAGCCAUUACAAACACCUGCCUUUAUAACAACGCAUUUGUCUAUGUGAGUCUUUUCAUCUCCAGCAACGUCAUAGUGUUCACAUCCUUAAUGAGCGUGAUAUUUAAAAAUAGCUGUUGGGAAUUGUACAACCCCGUCGUUGUAAUGACCAAAUCAGAUGCUGUUGUGCAAACUUACAUGUGUGUUACUUGACGGUGGCCUGACCUAAACAACAUGAUGCAUAUUAGGCCAUAACACCAGUGCAAACAUUACAUUAAAUUUCAUAUUUUCAAAACUGACGCAUGGGUUGAGUUCAAAAUGAUCAAGACUUCUACUUGAAUAAUGAAAUAUUUAGACCUCGUUAUAAUUCACAUUGCCUCAAAACCCUGAUCAUGUUGUUAUAAAGAGGUCUAGCAAGGAAUAACUAAAGUGCACUUCUAAGUAAAGUCCAUUUCUGUGUUAUGUGUAUAAAGGGAUGUCAUUGCAGCCAGAAGUCAACAGUGAAAGUUGUAUGUCGGGAGGAAUAUAAUUAUGUUAUCAAUAAUUGAUCCGUCAUCUAGUUGUUGAUCUUUCCAACCUGCUUUUGCUUUAUGUGAUUCAGAGCCACUCAAUUACUGCAGUUAAAACCGAGUCUCCAUCUUGCGCUCAGCGCGCAUCAUAAAGGACAAUAUUACCAGUCAGUUGAAAGGACAAAGACAGAAGUGAUUAGCUCGGCUGCUAGCCAUGCAGCGAAGAGGUUUUAACUGCAUCACAUCGCACCUGUUUAUUCUGUGUACAUUAUGAAAACUACAUGUGAAUCAACAUCUGAAUAAAGACUGUUUUUGUAUUUA
Molecule: messenger RNA, 4556 nt
Organism: Micropterus dolomieu (smallmouth bass)
Lineage: Eukaryota; Metazoa; Chordata; Actinopteri; Centrarchiformes; Centrarchidae
Gene: irf2
Product: interferon regulatory factor 2
Exons: 9
Coding region: 313-1305 (330 amino acids)
Biological process (GO): immune system process; regulation of transcription by RNA polymerase II
Cellular component (GO): nucleus
Molecular function (GO): DNA-binding transcription factor activity, RNA polymerase II-specific; RNA polymerase II cis-regulatory region sequence-specific DNA binding
Source: RefSeq, a predicted model, not a curated record